This is a messenger RNA of Ficedula albicollis (Collared flycatcher), 2233 nucleotides long. It is a transcript of the gene MYOT, whose product is annotated as myotilin. Gene Ontology annotation, cellular component: plasma membrane; axon. The transcript has 10 exons. The record is from RefSeq and is a predicted model, not a curated record. The coding region runs from base 26 to 1837 and encodes 603 amino acids. NCBI's taxonomy places the organism in Eukaryota, Metazoa, Chordata, Aves, Passeriformes, Muscicapidae. Gene Ontology annotation, biological process: dendrite self-avoidance; homophilic cell-cell adhesion; axon guidance. Gene Ontology annotation, molecular function: cell-cell adhesion mediator activity.
CUUUUCCCUUGGGAGCUGGCUGGGGAUGUGGCUGAGGGAGCGCUGGGAAUGCGGAGGUGAAACCGCACCUGUGGGGAGCGGCGGUGUCAGAGGAGCGCGGGCGGCAAGAGCCAAAACGGAAAACCCACUCCAAGAAAGCCUCUAUUCUGCAAGGCAAGGGCUCCAUUCUAUCCAGGAGCCCAGCCAAGAAAACUUUUGUGGCCUACCACCUAGCUUUUACCAGCCACCUAUCCAAAGCCAAUUAUCACCAACCAAAACCCAGGACAGCCGUGAAACCUCUCCUAUGAGUGUCCCUAAUCUCCCAUCCGUUUCCUCUAUGUGCCAACCAACCAUGUUUAACUACGAACGUCCAAAACACUUUAUCCAGUCUCAGAAUGUGUGUCAAGGGCAACAGCAGCUUCCAGGACCUGCAGCCUCCACAGAGCCAAGCAGAGAAAUCAAGCAGUCCUCCAUCCUCAUACAGCCUCGCAACCCCAGCGGGCAGAAAUUCUCCUCCUCGUCAUCGCUGAGCUCCUCAAUCACGCUCUCCUCGCCGUCCUGUAGUGCCCCUAAGGAAUCCACAUAUCCCAUCACACCUGCAUCUGCACAGUCUCCUGCUAGCUCAUCAUCUGGGCAGAGGCUUCUGCCCAUGCCUAACCAAUCCCCCGCAGCCUUCCUGUGCUCCGUGCUCCCCUCGCAGCCCGACUAUAACAGCCCAGCUCCUUCUCCCGUGGAACCUCAUUACUCACAGCCCAUGUAUAACAAACAAGCCAGCAUCAACUCUAUGCAGAAGACAUCAGACCAAGAAAUUCGAGGCACAAAGGAGGCCCUCAUUCAGGACUUGGAAAAGAAACUGCGAUGCAAAGACAGCCUCCUCCAGAACGGCAACCAGCGACUGACUUAUGAGGAAAGAAUGGCUCGCAGGCUGCUCGGCCCAGCAAACGCUGCCUCUGUGCUGGACACUCAGGGUGAAGAGAACAUGCAGAGUGCACAGCACCAGAACUCAGAAAACAUCAGGCUGCAGGUUCCUACAACACAUGUAAGGAGCAGACCAUCCUCAAGAGGCGAUGAUCGUGGACAUGACUCAAUCCAGGAAAAGUUUUUUCAGCCACGUUUUACACAAGUGCCUGAAGAUGUCGUGAUUGAGGAGGGGCGGUUCUGCAGGCUCGACUUCAAAGUUAGUGGGCUCCCGACUCCAGAUGUGAUGUGGUACCAGAAUGGAAGGAUGGUUCAUCAGGAUCAGUUCCACAAAAUGAUAGUGUCAGAGAAGGGGUUCCACUCGUUCAUUUUUGAAGCAGUCAAAUCAGCUGAUGCAGGGACGUACGAAUGUGUGGCUGUCAACCGUGCAGGAGAAGCGUCCUUCACAGUCAAAGUGGAAGUCAUUGCCAAAGAACAUCACAUGCCUCCAACUUUCAUUUUCAAGCCACAAAGCAAAAAGGUUUUUGAAGGAGACACAGCCAGACUCGAAUGCCAGAUCUCUGCCAUCCCAACACCUCGGAUUUACUGGAAAAGAAACAACGAAAUGGUACAAUAUAAUACAGACCGAAUAAGCUUGCUCCAUGACAAUACUGGAAGGAUUUGCCUCCUGAUCCAUAAUGCAAACAAGAAGGAUGCUGGCUGGUACACCGUGUCUGCUGUCAACGGGGCAGGGGUGGCCACGUGCCACGCCAGGCUAGAGGUUGCAACACAUGCGAAUAAGCCACUCCCAGCCCCAAAGCAGUUACGGGUUCGACCAACUUUUAGCAAGUAUUUGGCACUUAAUGGAAGAGGACUGGAUGUGAAACAAGCUUUCUCACCAGAAGGGGAGUUUCAGCGUUUGGCUGAGCAGUCUGGACUGUAUGAAAGUGAUGAACUUUAACUGGAAACGAGAGGAAAACCUCACACCUGUAAGAGACAGUUACAACAUAGAUGCAGUUAUCUGGUGAUUGCUCUAAUUAGCAAAAUACCUACUUACAUAUUUUUACUUUGACUCUUGCACAUUCAGCCGUUCCCAUUUUACCAUGUUAGGUUUUAUUUAUAUGGUUUGGUGACUGUAACCAUUAACUGAGUAUUGCAUUUUAACUAGAAAGCCUAAGAAAGCAGGUUAAUUAGUUUUUACAAGUGUGGGUGGGCUGAUUUCCACCUGUGCUUGGUUACAUGCUAAGGUAGCUUGGUUUGUACUGCUUCUCUAAUAUCACUCGUGAUAAUAUCAGAAGUCUGUACGGUCUGAAUACUAAAGAGUGUUUUUAUGUGAAUAAAUUAGAGGCAAAUAAAA